AUGCUUCGCAUUAGCUCGGCGGUGUCGGGUGAAGAACUGAUAGUGCUGGAUGCGGCGGAGGUAGAGGGGAAGUCGGGCAAAGAACUGAAGAGGUUGCUGGCGCCCAGACUUGGAUAUGUCCGAUUUCGCCAAAGAUUGCUCUUUGAAGACGGUAGGGAAGUGCAGGACGAUAGCAUUUUGACGUUGGACGGAACUUUGAACCUGCAGAUGGUCUUCCUGUCGUACUGCCCCAGCGACGACCCAUUGGACCUGCAGCUGGUCUUCGCCUGCCACAAGGGCGAGCUGUCGACGCUGGAGCGGCUGCUGAAGGCGCCCAGGGAUCCCAUUGUGACCUUCGACACGCUGGGGACGCCACUUCAUAUGGCAUCCUGGAUGGGCCACGUGGGCUGCGUGCGUUUGCUACUGGAAGCAGGUGUGGACCCGGACUUGGCCACCAGUUCCUUCAUGGACGGAGACAUCAACACCCCAGUGCAAGCUGCGGCCGAUUUGGGGCAUACGGAGGUGAUACGGCUGCUGGUCACGGCGGGGGCAAAGCUGGGGAAGACCACGGCGCACGGCUCGAGCCCGUUGCACCUGGCCUCCGCCGGUGGCCACCCGGCGGCCGUGCGGCUUCUGCUGGAGCUGGGCUGCGACCUCAAUGGAGGCGACAGCAGCGGCGCCACACCGUUGCACGCUGCCAUCGGCCUAAAUCGUGUAGAAGUGGUGCAGUUCUUGCUGCAGAUGGGGGCCAACACCAAUCAGGAAAUCGAUGGUCCUGCCGGCGGCGAUGGUCCCAGUGCUUUGCACAUGGCAGCAGCGCUUGGUCAUGUUGAAAUUCUCCAGUUGCUACUGGACCAUGGAGAUCCGCUAGAGAAACGCUCCUCCUCCAGUGGUCAAACUCCGCUGCACGCUGCCGCCUUCGCCGGACAACUGGCUGCAGUGCAGUUCCUCGUCGAGGCCAAGGCGGAGCCAUGGAGGUGCACUGUGGACGGCCGAACGCCGUUGUGCUUAGCCUCUGAGAUGGAUUUUGAGGAGGUGGUAAAUUUCCUGCAGCCUGGCGGGGUCAAGGGGAAGGCCAAAGCCAAGGCCAAAGCAAAGGCCAAAGCCAAGGCCAAGGCCAAAGCAAAGGCCAAUGCCAAAGCCAAGGCCAAGGCCAAAGCCAAGGCCAAGGCCAAAGCCAAGGCAAAAGUCAAGGCAAAAGUCAAGGCAGAAGUCAAAACGAAGACGAAAGCUGAGGUAAGACCCAAGGCCAAGGCCAAAGUGGCAGGUAAACUACAGAGGCAUGGCUAGAUGCUGCCAAGGACAGAGCUCGCCGCUCGCCAGUGG
This is a messenger RNA of Cladocopium goreaui, 1305 nucleotides long. The record is from the annotation of a GenBank genome assembly. Lineage: Eukaryota; Dinophyceae; Suessiales; Symbiodiniaceae.